GGCUCCAGUGGCAAGCUUAACUGGUGCGGCGUCGUGCGUGUUUCUGUGUUGGAAUGUGACCUGUUUCAAAUCUCUCUCUUUUGAUCGAGGGCUCUUUUGCUUCAACCUUCAUUCCAGCGGUGCCCUGCAGCGCUCUUCUUGCAUUCAUCUUUGCGAACGCUCUCCAAAAAAAAAAAAAAAAAAAAGUUUGUUUGGGAGCUCGAAAAAGACCCUCUCUUCUGCUCCAAUCUCUCUGUCCUCACCUGUCGCCUCUUUCCUAGGCCUACAUACUAUUGUAAACUGCAAGUGUUUGGACUAGUGCUUUUAACAAAGGACAGUAUUAUUACUACCAUCGUUAGAAGGCCUACGAAACGACCAGUCAAGAGUUUUUUUUUUUUUUUCAUUCGUCCUGGCCUACGGUCUUGAAAGACUUGGCAGAAGGCAGACAUAAACUAAAGAUGCCUGAAUCGAAAGCUUAAGGCCUCGUCCAUUAUACACAGAACUUCUCUCCGGACAGCUUAACCUUCUAUCAAUUGCUCAGCGUUGACAGUGGAAUAUCAUGGGGAAAAAUAGUAAGAAGAUGGAAGGAGGAGGAGCUGCCACAUCUCCUGAUGAGGAGCCUCCAAGGGAUCCUGGUUUAUCCCAACAUCACUCUUACACAAAUGAGGACUUGGAGGGUCAUCGUGCCCACUCCAUUUAUGUGGGUGUUCACGUUCCUGGGGCACAUCGCCGUCGUUCCAGACACCACCGACAUCGUCACCACCAUCAUCGAAAUUCUACUAAGGAAGACUCUGAAAAUAGGCCAGUGUUGCCCACUCUGGAAGAGGAUUCUCCUGAUGGAUUCAGUUUAACACCCCCAAGUCAGCGGGUCCAGUUUAUUCUUGGUGAAGAUGAUGACGGUGAUGGCACACACAACAGCCACCCCCUCUUCAGUGAGAUGGAAACCCUUACAGAAAUGGAAGGUGGAGAAUUGGAAUGGAAAGAAACUGCUAGAUGGGUUAAGUUUGAGGAAGAUGUGGAAGAAGGUGGUGAACGUUGGUCCAAGCCUCAUGUGGCAACACUGUCACUUCACUCCCUCUUUGAACUUAGAUCUUUUCUCCUUAAUGGAACAGUUAUUCUCGACAUGGAUGCUACCUCUCUUGAUCAGAUAGCUGACCUUGUUCUUGAUAAUAUGAUCAAUCAGGGUCAGCUACCAGUUGAAGGAAGAGAAAAGUUCCGUGAUGCGCUCUUGCGUAAACACAAGCAUCUUUAUGAAAAACAGAAACAUAGCAAAGAAAAUGGCAACAUGUCUCGCUUACCCCUUAUUCGUAGCUUGGCAGAAAUUGGUCGUAAUCACUCCUCCUCGAAAAGCUUUAUGGACCUAUUAUCAAGUGGAAUAAAGCGAUCCUACACUGGGCCUGUUCCCCAUGCCUCAGCACCUGAGGUUGCACGAGGUCGUUCGCAUAGUACACCCUCACCAGCACAUCUCCUUCAUCCUUCAGUUGGACCAAAUUAUGGCACUCAUCUUGAAGUGCCAAGUCUAACCACUGAUAGUUCAGGAAGACUUGUUUGGAGAAGGCAUUCAGCUGGUAUAGUGGAGGAGGGCGGGGCUUCUACGCCCACCCCCACGCCCACAACUCUUGGUGAACCACCCAAAUUUGGACGCUUCUUGAACGUGCCGGGGGCUGGCGGUGUUGGUGGUGGUGGAACUACCGAGGGCUUGGGUUCAGGCUUCUUCAAAGCCUUAUCCUUUUCAGGCGGCAAUAACAGUGCCAGUGUCAUCUCUCACCCUGAGGGUGCUAUGGAACAGUCUCCAUCAACUGGAUCCAUUACCCGAAAUCAGAGUGGAAAUAAUUUGGAAGGGAGUGGAAAUGAACACAAGGGAAACACUCACUUUAUGAGAAAAAUUCCACCUGGUGCUGAAGCUUCAAACAUUUUGGUUGGAGAAGUACCUUUCUUGGAGAAACCGGCCACAGUUUUUGUCCGUCUAACUCAGGCUGCAAACCUUGGAAAUCUAACUGAGGUUCCAGUUCCCACAAGGUUCUUGUACAUCAUCAUGGGGCCCACUGGCGGCCUUCCUAGGUAUCAUGAAAUUGGACGAGCUAUGGCGACUCUCUUGAGUGAUGAAGUUUUCCAUGAUGUUGCUUACAAAGCUAAGAAUAGAAGUCAUCUCUUGGCUGGUAUAGAUGAGUUUUUGGAUGCUGUUACAGUCCUACCACCUGGAGAGUGGGAUCCAGCUAUCAGGAUUGAACCACCAGCUGCCAUCCCAUCCCAGCAGCCUCGAAAAGCCAAGAAGGAUCAACCUACUGUUGUUAUUGAUGAAGAGGAGGAAGAACGAAGGAUCAGAGAAGAAGCUGGCCUCACUCGAACAGGCAGACUCUUUGGAGGCUUUAUAAAUGAUUUAAAAAGAAAGAAGCCGUGGUACCUCAGUGAUUUUGUUGAUGGUGUUUCUAUCCAGUCUGUUGCCUCAUUCUUUUUCCUCUACUUUGCUUGUCUGACUCCUAUCAUCACUUUUGGUGGUCUUCUUGGAGAAGCUACUGAAAAUCGUAUAGCUGCCAUGGAGUCCCUUGUUGCUGGUUUAAUUUGUGGUGUGGUUUAUGGCUUUUUCUCUGGUCAGCCAUUGACAAUCUUAGGGUCAACUGGGCCUGUGUUAGUCUUUGAAAGUAUACUCUACGAAUUCUGUAAAUCUAUGGCUUGGAAUUAUCUAUCAUUCCGACUGUGGAUUGGUUUGUGGUGUGGAGCCAUUCUCUUAAUUCUUGUUGCAGUGGAUGCAUCAGCCUUUGUGUGUUACAUUACCCGUUUCACUGAAGAAAACUUUGCUACCUUAAUUGCAUUUAUUUUCAUAUAUAAGGCUGUUGAGAAAGUGGUCAAGAUUGGUUCCAAAUAUCCUAUGGAAACAAAGGUUGACCUACCCAAAAAUUGCACAUGUGAACCAGGAGAGCCAGAACUGUGGCCUGACAAUGUCAAUUGGACUAUUGUUGACUGGCAUGAGUGCCAUGAUAUCUAUAAUGGAACCCUUGUUGGUGAUCGAUGUGCCCACUAUUAUCCUGAUGUAUACCUACUGUCUCUCAUUCUCUUCUUUGGAACUUUCUUGGUGUCUUUCUAUUUGAAGAACUUCAAGACUGCAACCUUCUUCCCUACAAAGGUUCGUCAGUUCAUCAGUGACUUUGCUGUCAUUAUUGCCAUCAUUUCAAUGUCAGGAUUAGACUUUGCUGUUGGAAUACACACACCAAAAUUAGAAGUGCCUGGGAAUUUUGCACCCACCUGGGAAGGCCGUGGAUGGUUGAUCCCUCCAUUCAACCAUAACCCUUGGUGGUCAGCCUUAGUUGCUCUGGUUCCAGCUUUACUUGCUUGCAUUCUUAUCUUUAUGGACCAGCAAAUUACAGCUGUUAUUGUCAACAGAAAAGAACACAAGUUGAAAAAAGGUGGUGGAUAUCACUUGGAUUUGUUUAUUGUUGCAGUCCUCAUCAUAAUUAACUCCAUCAUGGGUCUUCCUUGGUUUGUAGCUGCCACUGUACUCUCUAUAAAUCAUGUUAACUCACUAAAAUUAGAAUCAGAAUGCGCUGCUCCAGGAGAAAAGCCUCGCUUCUUGGGUGUCAGAGAAAACCGUCUGACUCACAUUUUUAUUUUUGCCUUCAUUGGACUGUCUGUGGUGAUGACACCAAUUUUACGGAAGAUUCCCAUGCCUGUUCUAUUUGGUGUAUUCUUGUAUAUGGGUAUUGCUGCUCUGAAGGGACUUCAGUUCUUUGAUCGUAUUCUGAUCAUGUUCAUGCCUGUCAAGUACCAGCCAGAUUAUGCUUUCUUGAGACAGGUCCCAUUGAAGAAGAUUCAUCUCUUCACCCUCAUCCAGCUUGCCUGCUUGGCAUGUUUGUGGAUCAUUAAGUCUUUCAGUCAAACCUCGAUUCUUUUCCCACUCAUGUUGGUAGUGAUGAUUGGAAUCCGAAAGAUGUUAGACUGGGUAUUUACUCAACGAGAAUUGAAAAUCUUAGAUGACACCUUACCAGAAUUCAGCCGCAAAAAAAGGUUGGAAUCAGAGGAACAGGCAAAUGAUGAUGAGGAUGAUGGAGAUGUUGAUGGAAAUCUUAAAAAGAGUCCAACUGAUGGGGUCAUGACCAUUCCUCUUGCCAAUGGCAAUGUGAUGAAGGUACCAAUGAACCCAAUCAACAUCUCUGAGGAAGUGAACAAGAGUGGAGUAUGGAAGGACAUCAAUCAAGACCAAGAGAAAAAUAACCCACUGAACUCUCCUACUAAGAACAAUGAGGACAGAUCCCGUAACAGCUGCAAACGUUGCCGACGUCGCAAGAAGAGCAGAACAAAUGAUGAUGUUGCUAAUGGUGUAGCCAAUGGCCAUAACACUGAUGUAGAAAUGAAUGGCGGCUUGGUGUGUCAUGGUCACUCAGAAACCGAGCACCAUUUGGAAUUUGAAAAUGAGUCUUGUCAUUUUACCAAAAAACGGGGCACCAAAAAGGAUGCUCUUAAUGAAGAUGAGAAGAAGCGGUUGAGCAUGAUGGCAGAAGAGGAGGAGGAGGACGAAGGCAUAACUAUUAAGGUGAUGAAGCCAUAAAUUGUGACAAAUAUCAACUAAGUUAAAAUUGGUUGAUGAAUGUCAGUAAGGCACGAUCAGCUAUAUGGAGUCUACUGAAAGCCAGUUUUGAUGGCUUGUGUUGUUGUAAUAUGUAAAAUAACUUUAUAAGAGAUAAAACAAAAUAUCCAAGCCGUUUAAAGCUCUGAUAAAGGCUUCUGUUGGCUGAUCUAGUCACAAGUGCAGUUGUAAUGAGACACCAACUCCAAAAAAUAACAUGGUUGCAAUAUGUGGAUUGCUCAAACAUUUGUAAUUUAAAUAUAACAGGAAAUCAUUUCAAUAUUAAUAUAAAUUCUGCUGGUGACAGUGUUUCAUGGUGCCAAAAUAUUUGAUUUUGUAAAAAAAAAAAAAAGUAUUUUCUAAAGUGAUAUAUUCUUUACAUAAGAAAUUGACUAGUCCUUCAUAAAAGUAAAUUAUAAUCUAAGAUUUAAGCUGCUUCAAGUAGAUAGUGCCUAGAGCUCUUGGCUGAUGGAAAAAUAUGAAGUCGGCCAAUUCUAAAUGUACAUAAGCAACCACUACUGCAGCCUUGCUUAUCAGACUUUAUACUUUCCACAUGCACAGACAAAUUCUUGUUUUUAAUUUCAAAUCAGGAGUAAUGAUGAUUACAUAUGUUAUACAUUUAGCAGUCAGAUAGUAUUUAAAGUACGUACCAUAUAUCAAACUGUUGCUCCUGGUUUUGAGUUCAAACAGUGGUGCAAUAAUGUUACAUGUACACAUAAACUGCAGUGUGUAGGAAAGCAUUUAAUUUUCUUUUAAUUUUUGUUACCUUUAAAUAUACCAAUCAGUGUGUUAAUGGAAAACUGGCCAAGCCACUAGAAAUAUGCAACUACAUAUUAAACAUUUAUUGUUAAAGAACUUAUUAUUUCUAGUGAUGCCAUGAUACUUAAUGCCUUGUAUUUCCAUUGACUCACUGGACUCUACAUUGAAACAAAGGGAAAUGGAACUUCCUUGCAUGUUCUUACAAGUUAGUGCAGUAGCUGGAAAAAAAAAGCUUUUUUAUUAUUAAUUUAAACAAUAUACACUAAACUACAGACAGUAUAUACUGUAUUAAUAUAUAUAUUAUAUUAAUAAAGUGAAAGUCACAUGCUCAAUUUGUAGACUGCUUUGUAGAGAAAAUUCACUGUUUCAUAACUUAUGAGGUAAUCUUUUUUCAAUGCCUUAUAGCAUCAGGUAUUUCUGUGCAUUUUAGUAAAGACUAGAGCAUUAUAGUUUUUAUAAAUGUUUUAUCCAUAUUACUUUGCCAAGCUGAAGACAGCUCUUUCCUGGCAAAACUUAGCACUAAUGGUGCAAUAUUUUAAAAGUAAAUACUUUAAACAUAACGUAUAGUUUAUAUAUGUUCAGUAUAUAGCUGAUACAGUAAAAUCGAGUUGAAUACAAAUCCCAAGUAGAAAUUGGAUGAUUUGUUACAUUUGGCUGAAAUACCAAGAUGCUACUAAAAAAGAAUACAAUAUUUCUAAUUUUCUUGUGAAGAUAAAGCUAAGAUUAAGACAGAUAGUAUAUUGAAACAUGGAGAUGGGGUUACUAUGUGGGAAGAGGGAAAUGAAUACUUGGAGCAGCAUAUACCAAUUCCAAGGAAAUUAUGAUUUUUGCCAUUAGAAAUGCCAACUGUGAAUCUAUUAUAUGUACAGGUAACAUGAUGUGCAAUGAAUUGUAUGACUGAACAUUUGAAUAUGUGAACUUUUUUGUAUACACUAUGGUGCAUGAGUUGUAAGUAGUCUUGAUUAGAGUUUAUAGCAGUGCUCAUUGCCUAACAUGGAGUAGAUCUUGGAAAUCUCUCAUUUAGGUACUGGAUCUCAAUACAGUAACCUUGGGUGGCAACGAGUGGUUGAGGAAUUAUACUAUUUAUUGUCAUGAGUAGGCUGGAUUCAGCAUAUUUUAUAUUUAUUGUCAAUAUUUCAGCUGAAUUCAGAUCAGUUUCCUAAUUCAUGAUGCAUUUUAGCAAUUAUAUUGCAGAAGUCGCUCUGAAGUAAACCUGACUCGCUAAUAUUGUAUUCUGCAGUUAUGUAAUCUGUUAAAUUCUUAAUGAACACAAACUUUUCAGAGAAUUGAAUUUUAUUAACUUGGUUUUAUGAGGAUCAGGUUAAAAUUUAAGCGGUUUCUUCAAUGUCUACAAUUUUUAUUUAUUUCUUAGUUGGUAUCACUAUAUAUACACAUAAACAUAGGUUUUAUGGUUUUUAGGCUAUUUCAUAUAUAAAAAUCUGGCAAACACAAAAAAUACAAGUUUUUCUUUUACGGUUUACUUUGUUUUUGUCAUUAUAUUCAUUACAAAUAUCACUCAUUCCAUUAUGUCUUCAGUAGACCCUAAAUGUUUUCCUUCCAUAACUGUACACAAAAUAUGGACAGUGUUAAAUAAAUCACCAAGUUA
This is a messenger RNA of Macrobrachium nipponense, 6905 nucleotides long. RefSeq names its product sodium-driven chloride bicarbonate exchanger-like. Gene Ontology annotation, molecular function: monoatomic anion transmembrane transporter activity; solute:inorganic anion antiporter activity; sodium:bicarbonate symporter activity. The record is from RefSeq and is a predicted model, not a curated record. Gene Ontology annotation, cellular component: plasma membrane. The coding region runs from base 539 to 4522 and encodes 1327 amino acids. Gene Ontology annotation, biological process: monoatomic anion transport; bicarbonate transport; transmembrane transport. NCBI's taxonomy places the organism in Eukaryota, Metazoa, Arthropoda, Malacostraca, Decapoda, Palaemonidae. The transcript is spliced from 27 exons.